AUGGCGGGCACAAGGAACUACGAUUUUUUGAUCAAACUGCUGUUGAUCGGAGACUCUGGUGUCGGAAAGUCAUGCUGCCUUUUGCGGUUCAGCGAAGAUUCAUUCACACCAUCUUUCAUCACUACUAUCGGGAUCGAUUUUAAAAUUCGUACAAUUGAGUUGGAUGGUAAACGGGUAAAGCUCCAGAUUUGGGAUACAGCUGGGCAGGAGCGCUUUAGGACCAUCACGACAGCAUAUUACAGGGGGGCAAUGGGCAUACUUCUUGUUUAUGAUGUCACAGACGAACGUUCAUUCCAUAAUAUUCGAACUUGGUUCUCAAAUGUUGAGCAACAUGCAAGUGAGGGUGUUCACAAAAUUCUCAUUGGAAACAAGUGUGACUGGGAAGAAAAACGGGCUGUAUCCACUGAACAAGGCCAGCAGCUUGCUGACGAACUCGGCAUACCUUUCCUUGAAGUUUCCGCCAAAAACAACGUCAACAUUGAAACAGCAUUCUACAACCUUGCUUCAGAUAUUAAGAAGGGCAUGGAUACGUCUAAAUCGGAUCAAGCUGGCUCUCAGGGCGUCAGCAUAGAGCAGCAAGGCUCUGGAUUGAAUGGCAACACAGGUGGAAAGUGUUGCUAG
Messenger RNA from Aspergillus wentii DTO 134E9, 621 nucleotides. RefSeq names its product Rab family GTPase srgA (gene srgA). Gene Ontology annotation, cellular component: endosome; plasma membrane. The transcript is spliced from 3 exons. NCBI's taxonomy places the organism in Eukaryota, Fungi, Ascomycota, Eurotiomycetes, Eurotiales, Aspergillaceae. Gene Ontology annotation, biological process: protein secretion; regulation of exocytosis; protein localization to plasma membrane. The record is from RefSeq and is a predicted model, not a curated record. Bases 1 to 621 code for a protein of 206 amino acids. Gene Ontology annotation, molecular function: GTPase activity; GTP binding.